GCGGCGCGCGGCCUGAAUCCUACCGAUAGCAGCGCUGACUUGAACCAUGGCUGACGGCAGCCGAACACCUCAGGCCCGGGCGCUCUUGCAGCAGUGCCUGCACGCCCGACUACAAGUUCGCCCAGCUGAGGGGGACGCCGCGGCCCAGUGGGUGGAGGUUCAGAGAGGAUUAGUGAUCUAUGUGUGCUUCUUCAAGGGAGCUGAUAAAGAACUUCUUCCCAAAAUGGUAAAUACACUGUUAAAUGUGAAAUUAAGUGAGACAGAAAAUGGCAAGCACGUUUCUGUACUGGAUCUACCUGGAGACAUUCUUAUCAUCCCUCAAGCCACCCUCGGUGGUAGGGUAAAAGGAAGAAACAUGCAGUAUCACUCCAACUGUGGAAAAGAAGAAGGGUUAGAACUUUAUUCCCUAUUUGUAUCUCUCUGUGAAAAAGAAUUAGCUGCUAACAGUAAGUGUGCUGAAGCUGGGGUUGUAGUGGAACAUGGCACUUAUGGGAACAGGCAGGUAUUAAAACUGGAUACCAAUGGACCAUACACGCACCUAAUUGAGUUUUGAGAAAUAAAAGUUAGUUCCUACAGCUAUUUUGUGGUAUAAAAUGACCUGGACUAUAUAAUUGGAUUUUCUUCCCUUUUGUCUUGAAUACACUAAUGUACAGCAUUUUUAAAUAAGAAAAUCCUGAGUCUGUUGCUAAUCAGAUGACCUUGUCGAGUCACCUAAACUCUAGAGUUCAGUUGCUCUAUCCUGCUUUCUAUCCCCCUUCCCCUCAAAUAUUUGAAAAGUGCUUGUUUAUUCACUUGAUGAUCAUUAAAGAAGUCUUUUAAAACAUACUUUAAAGAUUUCAAGCAUUUAUUUUGUAAUGAAGAAAUGUGUACAAUUAGGAAAAACACAUUUCUUAUACCAUCAAAUUUAUGUACUAUGUACUAAAAGUCACUGUAUGAAAGUUAGGGAAAUCUAACACAAACCAAUUAGAACUUUGUCAGUUGUGUCUCACUCUUUCAGUUUUCCAUUCUUUUUUUGUUUUUGGUUUUGUUUUUUUUUUGUGUGUGUGGUGCUAGGGAUCAAAGCCAGGGCCUUGCAAAUGCAGAGCACAUGCUGUGCCACUGAGCUAUCCCAGCUCAGUUUUCUAUAUUUUGAAUGAAAUAAUAUGUAACUUACUAUUCCUUUUAAUGAUGUCUAUGAAAAUAUAAUAUAGAAAUAUUACCAUACAUUAUAUUACUUUCAAAGGACAUCUAAAUGCUUUAGAUUAUUUUAAUAAUCUUUAGUAACCCAAAUAUGUACAAUUAUUAUGUGUCAAUACAGAUUUUUUCAAAGUAAAAAAAUCCUUAAUUGAUAUAGGAAUCAGGUAUAAGACAUUCGUAGUUGUUUUAUUAAACAUUUCUCACAAAGAGAAAUUAAUGUUCUGUUUCUCAGUGUUUACCAAAACCAUGUAUGUCUCAGUUUCUUAUCUUUGGUUUUUAAAAAAAUAUACAAAAUAACUGAGUUCAUAAUUUUUUUUAGGGAUUUCCUUUCUUGUUGAAUUAGAUUGCUAUACAAGGAAGAAAAAGGGAAGCUUCCUUAGGAAGUUGUUUUUAAUUGGCUUGUAUUGAUAGAUUGUUUUUAAUCAAUUUUGUAUUGAAUGAUUUGGAACCAUUCUCAAUUUUUCUGUUAGGGAAUGCUAAUGUACUAAAUAUUUGUACCCUCCUGCAAAAUUCAUAUGUUGAAGCCCUGAUCCCCAUUGUGAUAAUAUUUGGAGAUGAGGCCUUUGGAAGGUAACUAUAGUUAAGAGAACUUGAAGGUGGGACCAUCAUGACAGGAUUAGUGCCUUUAAAGAGACACCAGAGAACGACCUCUCUGUCCUCUCACCAUGUGAAAAUGUAGUUAAAAGGUGGUCAUCUGAGAGCUGGGAAAAGAGCCCUCAUCAGAACUGAUCAUGCUGAUACCUUGAUCUUGAACUUUUAGCUUCUAGAGCUGUGAGAAAAUAAAUUUUUAUUGUUUGUUUAAGUCACUCAGCCUAUAUUUUGUUGUGGCACCUUGAGCUAUGACAAUGAUGUAAGGUAACAACUAACAGUAAACUUCUAAAGACGAAAAAGGAAAAUACAUGAGAAAGUCAAAGAUGAAAUAAGUCUGUAAAAGGUAAUAUAUGGUUUUUGCAUACUUCUGUGACAGGAUUUAAUAGGUGUUUUUUAACAGUGAAAACUAAAUAUUUCUAAUUACCAAAAAGAUGAGGAUAUUAACUUAAACAUCCUAAGUAGUUGCUAAAAAUUCCUUUAUGUAAUAAUUUCUCUAGAUUUUUGUUCCAAGUAUACUUAAAAUUCUUAUUAUCACACAAAAUCCCAUUUUCUCUCUACCCUUCCUGUACUAUUCUAUUUUGGAACUUGAGAAUCAAUAACUGGCUUGAUAAUGAGCUCAUUGUCCUUAACUUUUACUUUAUUGAUUCACAAUACACUUAUUGAAAUGUAAUAAACUAUUCAUAAACUUGCAAGCUCCAAUUUUCUCAAAGCUUCUCUAAGGAAUGUAUAUGUCUUGCCAAAAGAUUAUAUUACCUAUUUUAAAUCAUUUUGAUUGUAUGUCUAGGUAAAAUGCUGACUCACAGCCCUAGAUUGCUAUUUUAUAGUUCAAGCAAUUCUCCUUAAAAAACUUGCUUGAGAUACUUGUGGAAAUAGCAAUUUCAAGUACAUGAAGGGUUAUUAAACACAAGGUUAUGUCCAGCUUUCCUUCAUUUGCAGGUAGGCUACAAUAAGAGAGAAAAGGCAAAAGAAAUAUGCAUAUGAAUAUAACUUCACCUUGACUUUCUGUAGCUCUUCUGACUCAAGGUGCUCAAAAAAACCUUCAAUAUGUAUCUUAUUUUAUCUUCACAAUAUAUCUAUAAUGAGGAUAGCACUCCUCAUUAAAUAAUGUCCCCAAGGUCACACAACACAUAGGAAUAAUUUCUAUUUUCUAACUUUUCUUGUAAUGAAACUUGCUAAAAUUGAAAUUGACCUUUGGAAAGGCUUAGCAUCUCAUGGUGGAUCAUUUAAGGAGUAGCCUAUAAAUUGGUUUAUUUACUAAAUUAAGUGCAAUAGGGUUGCAUCUAAUUUAGGAGCCUUCUGCCUCUUUUUUGGUAAGAAUUUAGAAACCUCCUGGGUUUAAUUAUGGAAUUAUUACAUAUAAGACAAUGGCUAUGGCUUUAAUAUUUGAAUAUACUCAAAUUAAAACGAAAUACACUUUUAGCAUUCCUUCAUUAGUUCAAGUUAUAACAAAAGGUGUGCCAUUUAUAAUAAUAUCUAUACUAAUGACUUACUUGUCAGUUAGUAAUUUGUUGAUUCUGUAGUGAAAGAAUUAAAUUUAUCAAAUAUUUAGAUCAAAUAUCAUACAAUUCUAUGCCACUUGUCUUUGAGAAUAAGAAAUGUUGGUGUUAUAAGAGAACAGUGUCAGGGCUGGAGUUGUAGCUCAGUAGUGCAGCAUUUGCCUGGCAUGUAUGAGUUCAAUACUGGGUUCAAUACUCAGCACCACAUAUAAAUAUAUAAAUAAUAAAUAAAAGAUCCAUUGACAACUAAAAAAUUUUUUUAUAAAAAGAACAGCAUCAUGUCAGAUAUUUACUCCCUGUGAUUAACAUUGCAGAGGACCUGCUAUAACUAAGUUUAUAUAACAAAAAAAUUACACAUGAUCAUGAAACUUAUACAUGAUCAUGUAUUGUCUAUUGAUUCAUUGAAAUACAACAAGUUUCUGAAAGGGAAAACCUACUAGAAAAGUAACAUUUUCAUUCUGAAACCACACCUUGGUGAUGAACUAAAAUGUCUUUUUUUGUACCAGCGAUUAAACCCAGGGGUGCUUAACCACUAAGCCACAUCCCCCACCAUUUUUUUAUAUUUUGUUUAGAGACAGGGUCUUACUGAGUUACUUAGGGCCUUGCUAAGUUGCUGAGGCUGGCUUUGAAAUCAAUCCUCCUGCCUCAACCUCCCAAACUACUGGGAUUACAGGGGUGUGCCACUGUGCCUGUCUUAAAGUAUCUAUGUUGAUAGUCUCCCUGUUUGUUCUCCCUUCCUCCUAUUUCUCCUAUCUCUAAUCCUUUUCUACAGACUGUCUCCAAGGCAGUGUUCUUAAAACAUGUAUAUAAUAUUCUACUGCUUAGAAACUUUUAUAACUCUUCUUUAUCUUGAGGACAGAGUUUAAACUUCUGAGGUUGGCAUCAAGGCUCCCAGUCGAGUCACUCAGACAUAACUAUAGAAGACGAAAGUCAGAAUCUUGAGAAAUAACUAUAAAGAAAGGGCAAAGUAUGAGAGGCCAGUGGAGAUUCUAGAGAUAUCAGAGAGGCAGAGAAAGAGCAAGAAAAAUACAUUGUUAAGUAAAGAUACUUUCAAGGUGUAAACAGUAACAAAGUUGAUGCUAAAUACUAAAGAAAAAUUGGGUAACACAAGGACUAAGGAGAGACCUCUGGCCCUGGCAGUUAGGUGUUUUCAGAGUUUCAGGGAAAUUGGGAUAUUUUCAGUGGUUAACAGUAGAGAUCCCUAAUCUUUUCUUCUAGGAUAAAUUGUCUCAAAGUUUGUCAGUGGACCCCCUGCACCAGUAUCACCUGGGGAGCCUGUAAAAUGAAGCUUUCAGGGACUGUCCUAAACUCUAGCAUAUGGUGGCACAUGCCUCUGAUCCCAGUGUUUUAGUCAACUUUUUCAUUGCUGUGACCAAAAGUCCUGGCAAGAACAAUUUUAGUGUAGGAAGAGUUUAUUUUGGGACUCAAGAUUUCAGCCAUUUCAGUCCUUAGAUGGCCAGCUCCAUUCUUUAGGGCUCAACGUAAGGCAGAACAUUGUGGCAGAAGGGUAUGACAAAGGGAAGCAGCUCAUAUGAUAAUCAGAAAGAAAAGACUAAGCUCUUCUCACCAAAUAUAUAUCUCGAAGGCACACCCCUAAUGACCCACCUCUUCCAACACACCCUACCCAACUUAAGUUAGCAUUCAGUUAAUCCCUAUCAGAGGAUUAAUUCAUUGAUUGGGUUAAGGCUUUCAUAACCCAAUCAUUUCACCUCUGAAUGUUCUUGCAUUGUUUCACACAUGAGCCUUUGGGGAACACCUCACAU
This is a messenger RNA of Sciurus carolinensis (gray squirrel), 5026 nucleotides long. RefSeq names its product D-aminoacyl-tRNA deacylase 2 (gene Dtd2). Gene Ontology annotation, cellular component: cytoplasm. The record is from RefSeq and is a predicted model, not a curated record. Bases 47 to 553 code for a protein of 168 amino acids. Gene Ontology annotation, molecular function: D-tyrosyl-tRNA(Tyr) deacylase activity. The transcript is spliced from 3 exons. Gene Ontology annotation, biological process: tRNA metabolic process. Lineage: Eukaryota; Metazoa; Chordata; Mammalia; Rodentia; Sciuridae.